This is a messenger RNA of Lodderomyces elongisporus, 1200 nucleotides long. RefSeq names its product proteasome regulatory particle lid subunit (gene RPN7). Lineage: Eukaryota; Fungi; Ascomycota; Pichiomycetes; Serinales; Debaryomycetaceae. The record is from RefSeq and is a predicted model, not a curated record. Gene Ontology annotation, cellular component: proteasome regulatory particle. The transcript has a single exon. Gene Ontology annotation, biological process: proteasome-mediated ubiquitin-dependent protein catabolic process. The coding region runs from base 1 to 1200 and encodes 399 amino acids.
AUGAGCAUUGAGUCAGACGUUCCAAAGAUUCCAGAUUACAAGCUCUCAGAGAGUCAGUUUUUGCUACAACAUACAAAAUUGAGUCAGGAUGAGCGUCAAAAAAUAAUUGGCAAUAUUGUUGAUACAAUCAAGAGUGAAAAAGCAGCACCAUACUACCAAUACUUACACACAGUGAUAGAAGACUUUCCUUAUGACGAAGGGAUCUACAAACAGCUAGUUGAUGAAAACGAAAAACACAUUGAAGAACUCAAGGCCAAAAUCAAGGAGGCAGGGGGUGAAGAAGAAACGGAGUUGGAUGUGGCGACAGAAACCACGAAACUUGCCGAAUAUUAUACCAAGAUCCUUGACCGUGAGGCUGCAAACGAGACAUUUAAGCAAGUGUUGGAAAUGGCUAUAGGGACAGGUGCCAAGAUUGACCAUUACUUAACGCUUGCACGUCUUGACUUUUUCUUCAAUGAUUUAGCACAAGUACGAAAGGAUUUGGAUCAAGUUGCUAGCUUGAUUGAAAAGGGUGGAGACUGGGAACGUCGUAAUAGGUUCAAGGCAUACGAAGGGAUUUACUUUUUGGCCACGAGGAACUUUGCCGAGGCUGCGAAAUUGCUUAUUGACUCUUUGGCUACAUUCACAUCGACUGAGUUGUGUUCGUAUGAACAAAUUGCCCAUUAUGCCAUUGUGGCCGGAGUACUCUCAUUGGAUCGUGUUGACUUGAAAGAGAAAGUUAUUGACUCGCCAGAGAUUUUGUCUAUAUACUCAACAGCACCUAGUUUGGAACCCUUGUUGAACUUGACCAACUCAUUAUACACUUGCCAAUACAAUUGCUUAUUUGAGUAUCUCUUGCAAUCAUACGAUAGGCUCCUUAUACCAAACAAAUACUUGCAUGCACAUGCCAACUAUUUCCUUCGAGAAAUGAGAUGCAAGGCAUAUGGACAAUUGUUGGAGAGUUACAAGUCAUUGUCGAUAAAGUCAAUGGCUGCUAACUUCAACAUCAGCGAGGAGUUUUUAGACCAAGAUCUCUGCAAGUUUAUCCCCAACAACAAGCUCAAUUGUGUGAUUGAUAAGGUGAAUGGAAUCAUCGAGACCAAUAGACCAGAUAACAAAAAUAACCAGUACCACUUGUUGAUUAAGCAAGGAGAUGCGCUUUUGACCAAGUUGCAAAAAUAUGGAGCAGCUGUAAAGUUGAGUGGUGCUGAAAGAGUAUAG